Molecule: messenger RNA, 1707 nt
Organism: Lachancea lanzarotensis
Lineage: Eukaryota; Fungi; Ascomycota; Saccharomycetes; Saccharomycetales; Saccharomycetaceae
Gene: BRF1
Product: LALA0S05e09142g1_1
Exons: 1
Coding region: 1-1707 (568 amino acids)
Biological process (GO): transcription preinitiation complex assembly; DNA-templated transcription initiation; transcription by RNA polymerase III
Cellular component (GO): nucleus; transcription factor TFIIIB complex; transcription preinitiation complex
Molecular function (GO): RNA polymerase III type 3 promoter sequence-specific DNA binding; RNA polymerase III general transcription initiation factor activity; TBP-class protein binding
Source: RefSeq, a predicted model, not a curated record
AUGCCCAAGUGUAAAGUUUGCGGGGGUGUUAAUUUUAUCAAGGACAUCGCCAACGCCAACAAUGAUACGGUGUGUCAAGACUGCGGUACAGUCGCAGAGGAUAAUCCCAUCGUUUCCGAAGUUACGUUUGGAGAGUCGAGUUCAGGAGCCGCAGUCGUGCACGGUAGCUAUGUGGGUGCUGGACAAUCGCAUGCGGCAUUUGGCCCCAGAGGUGGUUCGUCAGCGCUGGAAUCCCGUGAAGCUACUAUAAACAAUGCGCGCAGGAAACUACGGGCUGUUUCACACGCCCUGAUCAUCCCAGAGUACGUCACAGAGGCUGCAACGCAGUGGUACACGCUGGCUUUGGCCAACAACUUCGUGCAAGGACGUCGGUCUCAAAAUGUCAUUGCUGCGUGUCUGUAUAUCGCGUGCAGAAAGGAAAAGACACACCACAUGCUGAUCGACUUUUCCUCGCGUUUGCAAGUCUCAGUGUAUUCGAUCGGGGCUACAUUUUUGAAAAUGGUAAAGGUGCUUCACAUUACGAAUUUGCCACUCACAGAUCCGUCGCUGUUCAUCCAGCAUUUUGCGGAGAAACUCGACUUGGGAGAUAAAAAGAUCAAAGUCGUGAAAGAUGCGGUCAAGCUUGCACAACGCAUGGCCCGAGACUGGAUGUACGAAGGGCGUCGUCCUGCCGGUAUUGCCGGUGCAUGUUUGCUUCUGGCUUGCCGUAUGAACAACUUGCGGAGGACGCACUCUGAAGUGGUGGCUGUAUCGCACGUUGCUGAGGAAACAUUGCAACAGCGUCUGAAUGAAUUCAAGAAUACCAAGUCCGGGAAGCUAUCCAUCAAUGAAUUUCGGGAGGAAGACGACGACGAAGACAGUACUAAAGGUACAGAAUCUCAUCCACCGUCUUUUGCACGCAACAGGCUCAAGGAAAAGAAACUACGUCAGAAAACUUUGGGGAACGAGUUUGAGACCAGCGAGGAAGCUCUUACCCGAAACCCGAUUUUGUCGCAGGUACUAGGAGCACAAGAAUUGUCGUCUCGAGAAGUGUUGUACUACCUUAAGCAAUUUUCGCGCAGAAGAGAGAAAAGCCAGGAAACAGAAGAGUCUACUGGUUUACCUCUAAGACAAACGGAUGAACAAAGAGAAAAGAGUGAGACUGGUCGUUCGGAUGCACCCGUCAGCGGCGAUGCCGGUUCUGCUUCGGAACAGUUGAACUUCCAAGACUCUAUCGACGGCUACUCUAUCGAAACCGAUCCUCAUCGCCCGAGAAAUCUGCACUUGCUACCCACUACCUCGUCGCUGUUGGCAAAAGUUGCCGAUGAUCCUGAAGACUUACAGGACGUAGACGACGAGGAGCUCGAAGCCCAGUUACUGGACGAAGAGGCUUCCAGACUAAAGGAACGGAUCUGGAUCGGUAUCAAUGGCGAUUUUUUGCUGGAACAAGAAUCGAACAGGCUGAAGCAAGAAGCAGAUCUCGCUUCUGGCAAUGCAUCUGCCAAGAAGCGUGAAAGCACACGGCGUCGCAAGCGGAAGCCUGCUUCUGAAGCAGAGGGUAUUUUGGCCGAUAUCAAGGACGAUUCAGGGCUGCAGGCUGCCUUGAAGCUCGCUGAAGACUCCGGUGACAUAACAACUGCUGACAACGUAAAAAACAUGAUACAAAAGUCUAGUUUUUCGAAGAAAAUCAACUACAAUGCUAUCGAUGGACUAUUUGGAGGCGGUUGA